AUGGAGGACCUGUUGCGAGCCUUGUGUCAGAACCCAUGCGCAUUCAGCUGCAUUGUGAUGUCUGAGGGUGGCAGUCGCAGUACAGUGAUCGAGGUCGAGACGAUUUCCGGGCAGCUGGUGGUGACACGAGUAAACGCGGCUGCAAAUCAUGAUAUCCAUCCAGGCGAUACUAUCACCCAUGUCAACGGAAGACCUACCAUGGACCGAAGUUCGAUUAGCGGUCUGAAUGGUCGAAUAACGCUUACCUUGGUCCCAGCUGCUAUUCACGGUGCCCCUUCGGUCUUCUACCGGGUCAAUGCUGACUAUAAUUCGGAUAUGGAUGACUCAAGAAUAUGCCGUUGGUUGUCGAUUGAUGUGAAGAAAGGCGAUGUUGUACAGAUAAUGAGCCAAGAUGAUAACUGGAUCCAGGCUCGCAAGGUCAACGACCUGUCUCGAGUGGGUUACCUGCCAGCGUCUCUAUCCAAGGAAAAGGUUGCAAUGUUGUGUCCGUUCGGUCGUCGAGUACUCGUACUGCUAGGGGCAGUAGGCGUCGGACGAAGAACGCUGAAAUCCAUGUUGUUACGUUCCGCUCCACAAUAUUUCGCAACCGUCGUUCCUCUUACCUCGAGACAAGCCCGCCCAGGCGAACAAGAAGGUCGUGAGUACAAUUUUGUCACGAAAGAAGAAAUGCUCCAAAGAAUCCGAGAAGGCAAAAUGGUCGAAUGGGGCGAGUUGGAUGGCCAGCUUUACGGUACUUGUGCUGAUUCAGUUCGAUCAGUAGUACGAAGUGGACGAAUGUGUGUGCUGGACUGUGCUCCACAAGCACUCUCACAUCUUUAUAACUCUGAAUUUAUGCCAUUUGUGGUGCAUAUCAUCCCACCACAACUUGAAGAGUUCCUGCAGUUGGAAAAUUUGCGGCAUCACCGGCGACCUGUCGAUCAGCUCAGUAAGGUGAGCGGUUUACGGACGAUUUGA
Cooperia oncophora is the source of this 954-nucleotide messenger RNA. Lineage: Eukaryota; Metazoa; Nematoda; Chromadorea; Rhabditida; Trichostrongylidae. The record is from the annotation of a GenBank genome assembly.